CCUGUCUUUAAAGAGAUUGAUAUUAUUAAGAGUAUUAAUAUACAGACCUAUAAUAUUAUUACUCUUUAUACUAACUCUAGCUAUAAUAUUUCUAAUAGGGGCACUAUUAAGAAUACUACUCUUAUAGAAACUAACUAUAAUAUUAGUAAGACUAGAAUAGGCUGCAGUUAG
Molecule: messenger RNA, 171 nt
Organism: Ilyonectria robusta
Lineage: Eukaryota; Fungi; Ascomycota; Sordariomycetes; Hypocreales; Nectriaceae
Exons: 1
Source: RefSeq, a predicted model, not a curated record